Penicillium vulpinum is the source of this 861-nucleotide messenger RNA. Its product is annotated as lanthionine synthetase C family protein. The record is from RefSeq and is a predicted model, not a curated record. NCBI's taxonomy places the organism in Eukaryota, Fungi, Ascomycota, Eurotiomycetes, Eurotiales, Aspergillaceae. Gene Ontology annotation, biological process: carbohydrate metabolic process; peptide modification. The coding region runs from base 1 to 861 and encodes 286 amino acids. The transcript has 3 exons. Gene Ontology annotation, cellular component: plasma membrane.
AUGUAUGUAUGGAUCGAGGGCUAUUACGGUUUGGGCGCAGUCCAUGGAAUAACCGGUAUUCUAACCAUCCUGCUCUCAUGUAAGCCUGAAGAGCUUACGGACUAUCUUCCAGUGAUUGGCGGUACUAUCACUGCACUCUGUAAGCUAUCUAAAGCUACUAAUGGCCACCUCCCUAUGGCACUGCCUCCAUAUCCUGGCUCCAGGCAGCGCUCAGAACUAGUCCAGCUGUGCCACGGGAGCCCAGGAUUGUUGGUUCUUCUAGGAGCUGCCUUGAAAAACAAAUCCUUAACAUGCGCCUACUGGGAUCCAAGUUGGGACGAUGCCCUAUACUUGGGCACUGAGCGUGUGUGGGAAGAAGGUCUGCUUUCUAAGGGAGGCAGUUUGUGUCAUGGCGUGGCUGGCAAUGCAUGGGCAUGGCUCCUCCUUCAUGAUUGUUUUGAAUACCACACAGAGAUUCUGAAAGAUGCCCAGACAGCUUAUCUCCAGAGAAAUCAACUAUCAGCACUUCCAAAUUCCGAGAUAAGUCAGGAGCUCACCAGUGACUUCUUCCUCUCGAAGGCACUUGCGUUCAUGUUGCAUGCACGUGAAACUAGGCCAUAUAACACUUCGCCCGCUUCUUCCGAUAAAGAUUAUCGCAUGCCUGAUGAGCCUUACAGUUUGUUUGAAGGUCUGGCUGGCAACCUUUGUGCGUGGGCUGAUACAUGCGGGGUGGUUCAAGCCAGGCUGCGCAAGAUGGAACUUGUUGAGCAGGGUGUAUGCGCUACAUCUGGUUUGUUACAAGAUCCAGUAUUCCGGGAUGUUUUCAACAGGCAGUUGGGCUUUCCAGCCCUGGGUGGGAACGGCGCAACGGGUAUUUUCUAA